AUGGCCCGUCCUCCUCCUUCGCGCGACGCCGCCGACCUCUCACCCAACUCGUCGUCCUUCCUAUCCUCAACGUCCAAUCCCAAUCAAGUCGCCGCGGGCUCGGUGCGAAGAAAUCUGUUUUCUGCACAUCUGUCGCGACGCCCGGCCUCGGGGGCACAACCGCAAGCACAGACAGCCAGUCAAACUCGACGACAUGAAUCGCAGUCGCAAAACCAGGAGCAACAGUACGGUAGUAGUCUCCCGCGCCCUCGAGGUCACCAACGCUCGGUAUCCACGCCGUCGCUCUCGCCAUCUCCUCCCCGUUCUUCUCCUUUUCAUGAUGCCGCAGACAACGGCAACAGCUCUACUUUCAUCCCCCGUCCAAUACCGCAACUCUCGCCGCCCCACCGCGCAGCUCUAGUGGAUGGUUACGACCCUACAAUUUCCCCCCAUCGACCGCUAAGUCCUCGAUCCUCAGCAGCCCUCUUCCCUAAUCAGUCUAUUGUCGCAUUGAAUCCGCUUACAGGCCGUCCCGUGCUGCCCAAGAUUCCCGUCUUACCCGGCAGACUCAGACUGUCGGACUCGGACGAUGGACUUGGAGAAGAACAUGCGAUGAGUGGAGGAGACGAGGAGGAGGAUGGUGAUGAGCAUGAUGACGCUCACCAGCACGAUUUCUCGGACGACGACGAGGACUUCCAUGACCACGUUGCCCGAUCACACCCCCGAGUCGCGGCAGGCCGGAGAGCGCGAGGGCAUGAUGCCUAUGGCCAGCCGUCGUCACACAUCACAAGAGCAGACCAUGAGCACGUCGCGGCGAUGGCCACGGAGGCGGAGGUCGAGGCGGAUGAAGAACGACGAGACCGCGAACGCAUCGAGCGGCUCCUGCGCGAGAUGAUGGCGCGACAACGCGCGCGGGCCAAGGGCAAAGUGUCGACUUCGGCUGCCGUCGACGAGGACGAAGAGCUCGAGAGAGACGAACUGAUGGGAUUGAUCAUGGGGAGUCUCCGCAGGGAGGUGGCCCGGGCAGAGGAGGAAUCUUGGAUGUUUGGCGAGUCCUUGGGCAUGGGAGGAGCGGCAGGGAGGGACGAGGUAGGUGUGUACGAAUGA
This is a messenger RNA of Fonsecaea nubica, 1086 nucleotides long. RefSeq lists its product as hypothetical. The transcript has a single exon. The coding region runs from base 1 to 1086 and encodes 361 amino acids. The record is from RefSeq and is a predicted model, not a curated record. Lineage: Eukaryota; Fungi; Ascomycota; Eurotiomycetes; Chaetothyriales; Herpotrichiellaceae.